Messenger RNA from Talaromyces stipitatus ATCC 10500, 2817 nucleotides. RefSeq names its product RSC complex subunit (RSC1), putative. The record is from RefSeq and is a predicted model, not a curated record. Lineage: Eukaryota; Fungi; Ascomycota; Eurotiomycetes; Eurotiales; Trichocomaceae. Gene Ontology annotation, cellular component: RSC-type complex. Gene Ontology annotation, biological process: chromatin remodeling. Bases 1 to 2817 code for a protein of 938 amino acids. The transcript has 5 exons. Gene Ontology annotation, molecular function: protein binding; chromatin binding.
AUGGCGACCCCCGAGGCAGACGUCGCAGGGACGACCAACUCUUCCGCCGCCGAGCAGCCUGUACAAUCGAUAGAACAAGAUGCCGACGGAAAGAGUCGCGAGAAUAAAAAUAGUAAUGGAAACAAGGGUGAUGGGAGUGCAAACCCCGGUGAUGCUGCGCCGUCAGCAACAGGGACAGCGACGCCCACAACCGCAGGUCCAGCGCAACCAGCUGUCAACGAAGUCACUCCCGAUCAAUGGAGGUCGAUGAUGGAUGUCGUGAUGGCGAUCUAUGAAUUCCGUGAAGAAGAUAACUAUGAUCCCUCGAGACUUUUCCAUCGCAGCGUUAAUAAACGAUAUGUACCGGAUUACUACGAUAUCAUCAAAGAGCCCAUGGCUCUCAGUAUUCUGAAACAAAAGAUCAAUAAGCGUGAAUAUACCAAGUUUGAACAGUUCGUCCGGGAUUGCGCCUUAAUCACACAUAAUGCGCAGACUUACAACAGGCCCGAGUCGCAAGCCUACAGAGAUGCGCUUGUUAUAAAGGACGUGUUUAUUGGAGAAUUCAAAAAACUUGUCGACAGCGGCAUCAUCACAGCAGAACAAGCAGAGAUGCCCGAUCUAGGCGAAAUUCCAGAGGCUGAUCCACUCCCUGCGGAGGACGAGGAGGACGAGGAUGAUGACGACGAAGACGAUGAGGACGAAGAUUCUGACGAUGGAGAUGGUCGCCGAAGACGACGCCGUGGUCCGCGAAAGAAGGAUGAUUCACAGCACCAAGACCAAGAAGUCCGGAAAAAGCGAGGUCGACCUCCCCGUGUUGACACGCCAAUGGAAGCUAGAAUUAAGGCGGUCUUGAAGGGCCUACGCAAAUUUAAAGAUAAUACUGGCCAGCUUAAAGUGCGCCACUUCGAAAGGUUGCCGGAUAAAGCAAUGUAUCCCGAUUAUUUCAUGGAAAUCAGGGAACCCAUGGCUAUUGAUUCGAUCAAGCGGAAAUCAAAGCGAAAGAAGUACAACUCUGUGGAUCAUUUCAUGCGUGAUGUUGAUUUGAUGUUUAACAACGCCAAAUCAUACAAUGAACCCAACAGUCAGAUUUACAAGGAUGCAGAGGACCUUCAGGUGGAAGCACACAAACUGGCUGAACAAGAGAAGAGAAAACCGGACAGCGAAUACUUGAUGGAGGACGGCCGAUUACCCUUGCCUCAGGGUAUCGUACACAAUGGAGAAUUGUGGAAAGUCGGUGACUGGGUGCAUAUUCAAAAUCCGAACGAUGUGACAAAACCAAUCGUGGCUCAAAUAUACCGAACCUGGCAAGAUUCUGAGGGAGAGAAAUGGGUGAAUGCGUGCUGGUACUACCGGCCAGAACAGACGGUGCAUCAUUUUGAAAAACACUUCUAUCCCAAUGAGGUCGUCAAGACGGGACAAUAUCGUGACCACCGUAUUGAUGAAGUGAUUGACCGUUGCUUUGUCAUGUUCUUUACGCGAUAUAACCGAGGACGUCCGCGAGGAUUUCCGCUAGACAAGGAGAUUUAUGUCUGUGAAGCGCGAUAUAACGAAGAGAAACACAAGUUGAACAAAAUCAAGACAUGGGCCAGUUGUCUCCCUGAUGAAGUCCGCGAAAAGGACUACGAGAUGGAUCUGUACGAUGUUCCGCGUCGCAUCAAGAAGAUUCCCAGUCCUAUCAAACAUUUACUUCCGCCGAAUGCCAAAGAAACAGAUGAUGUACCGAAGCCAACAUGGGGAGCGGAGAAAGCGCCUCCUCUAGUUGGUGCUGUACAUCGCCGUCCACGAGAUGAAAAUGAAUCUCCACCCCCCGAGCCAACGCCAUCGCCCCCUCCACAACCCAUGCACCGCCCAAGUCUUCCUGCUUCACUACCUCAACAGCCUUCAUUACCAUUGCCGAUAUCACGCGCACCACUACAAGACAGCAUGAGCCAAAGCCCGAUGGGCACUGUUGGCAAUAUCGCGCCCGUGAGGUCUCCGGCUGUUGGAGCACCUCUUGCAAUGGGUAACAUGCCAAAUGUUCCGGUCCAGCCAUAUCAAGCCCAAGUCCCAAGCCCAGCGCCGUAUUACCAGCCUCUACAAGCCCGCGCUGCCUCUUACGCUACGCCUUCAGCACACCCCAGCACAUAUCAACCAACCCCAGUGCAGCAGCCUGUAGCAGCACAACCUUCUCCACAAGCAUAUACCCAGGCCUCACCAUACACCGCAAACCGCUACCCAGCUCCUACUGCAGCGGCACCAGCACCAGCUGCACCGGUCUACAACCCCAAUGCGCCACGACCUGUUGAAGUAUUUCAUCUAAGCGACACAGCGAACGCAGCUAUCCCCACCGAAGUUCGAUCUCAAUUCCACUGCGACGAUCACGGACGAGUCUUAUUCUUCUCAACUCCGCCGAUGGAUAUAGUGGCAUCUACAUCCACCAAGAAACCAUUAGGCCAUUCAUUAAAAUACCUAGCCGCAAAAGCAGCCAAAGAAGAGAAGCGAAAACGACGCCUCGAAGAAGAGCAACAACAACAACCCGUAACAAAACAAGCACGCAUCACCCUGGUACCAGAAAAAGAAACUCUUGAUCCUUCCCGCCUAAAGAACCUCAUCUCAAAAACAGUCUCCCUACUAACCCAAAACAUUACAACCGGCACAGAAGAGCUCUACAAUUCUCUAUAUGGCAAUAAGAAAUCAGAAUAUCAAGCCGCAGAUCAGCGACAACUAGACCACCGAGUCAAGACGUAUACACUCAUGAAACAAGCAGCGACACAAUUAAGGACGCAGACGGUUAAUGAGUUGGCGCCAAAGGAGACUGAUUUUAGAAGGGGGGGUGUUUAUUUGGAGGAUAUUAAUUGA